Molecule: messenger RNA, 933 nt
Organism: Symbiodinium natans
Lineage: Eukaryota; Dinophyceae; Suessiales; Symbiodiniaceae
Source: the annotation of a GenBank genome assembly
AUGGCCCUGGCGCCUGCAUGGGCGCCCUCGUACCGGACAAGCACCCCCAGCCAGAUGUUCGCAGCUGGCCUUUACUUUCUCCUGGCUCCGAGAUGCCAGGCUCUCUGGACAGAGACCUUUGACGUCCUGAUGGCGCCCAUCCAGGAGCUGAUCGACGCCCACAGCCACUGCGGAUGGGCCAAUCCGAUGGAUCUCAAGGUGGUCGCAAGCACCAAGAGCGACUUUGAGGCGCAGAUCGAGAUCCGGGCCGACGGCUGUGGCAACCGCCUCUUGAUGAUGGGCGGCUUCCUGCAGUGCCACAGCGUGGAUGAGCACGUCUACCAUGAGAUGAUGGUCCACCCAGCCCUGCUGACGUUCGCCACCCUGGCCGGGCGGCCACCGCACAGCGUCUUCCUCGGUGGCAGCGGCGACGGCGCUGGGCCGCGGGAACUGCUCCGCUGGCAGAGCCUUAGCAACGUCACCAUGGUGGACAUCGACUAUGAGGUGACGCGAUUUGCUCUCGAGUGGGUGCCCGGCUUCGCCUCCGGCAGCUUUGAGGAUCCCAGGCUGCGCCUCAUCACCGGCGAUGCAUGGAUCCACCUGAAGGAGAUGCCCGAGGAUCAGACAUUUGACAUUCUGAUCCUGGACUUUCCAGAUGCCUUUGAUAGCAAGGAGCUGGAGAAGCUCUACAGCAAAGAGUUCUACAAACUCUGCCGGUCACACAUGCACGACAAGAGCGUCCUCGUGACCCAGAGUGGGCCCUGUGCCGAAGUAACCCGGUCCGGGACAAGAGCGAAAUGCUGGCUGCUGGAAGAGCUGAUCCUUCCCAGCCUCACCGCCGUCUUCGCUCAUGUCACCUAUUCUUUGGUGCACAAGACUCUGCACAGGGCUCGGGAAGGACGUCUUCCUCCACCCAAUGGCCACAUGGAAAGCCGACAAGAAGUUUCCGUCUGA